AUGAAAGUCCGGUAUGUUACAAUGACUUUAUUGCUAUUCCGUACGGUACCAAAACUUGAGGGGUUUGAAUACAAGUCACUUUUGAAAAUGUCCACUGAAGAGGAGCACUACUUGUCACCGAAAUGUGUUAAUGGAAUCAAAUGGAUUAUGGAUGUAUUCGGUGAUUGUGUCGAUACAGAUUUAAAGUUUUUCGGUUUUGUCAUUGGAUUCAUAUCACUCUUUUUAUGGCUUUUACCAUUAAUUCCUCAACUUUUGCAUAACUACCGUACCAAGCGUUGUGAAGGCCUUUCUAUGUAUUUCCUCCUUUUUUGGAUUCUUGGAGAUUCGUGCAAUAUGGCUGGAGCGUUACUUACAAAUCAACAACCUCUUCAAAAAAUUAUAGGCGUUUAUUAUGUGUUACAGGAUAUGACUCUCCUUUUUCAGUAUUUUUAUUACACCCGCAUAUAUCGUAGAAAUGAAGGUAUAUUUUGUAACCGUUCUAACUUUUUCUGUGCAGUAAAUAACUGUGCAUCUAUCAUGCCGUUACUUGCAGUACAUAUUACUCCAUUAAUAAACUCAACAGCGAUAGUACCAAGUAUUUUUGUUGGCCUUUUCGUGAUUGGAGCGCUAUUCUCAAAUAAGAUUUCAUCAAAUUCAUUACGUCAUCGUCCAACUCAUGAAACACUACCAGGAAAUAGAAGACUACUUUCUAUUGAACUCGGUGGACAACCGUUGUUUCACGGUUACUAUGAUGUGCUUGGCUAUGUAAUAGGUUCUGUAUCUGCGACAUGUUAUUUUGCUAGUCGAAUUCCUCAGUUACUUAAGAAUUAUUACCGUCAGUCUUGUGAAGGUUUGUCAUUGGUCAUGUUUUACAUUAUUAUAGGAGCAAAUGUUGCAUAUGGACUAUCUGUUUUGUUGGGUGGCUCUGGUUGGCAUUACAUUUUGCGUCAUUUGCCGUGGUUAGUUGGUAGUUUGGGCGUUUGUGUCUUUGACGUUUUUGUUGUUAUUCAACACUUCUAUUAUGAUCGCCUACACCGCAACAAAGACUUGACAGAACAAGAAGGGUUAUUGGAAGACAUAGACUGA
Messenger RNA from Thelazia callipaeda (thelaziosis nematode), 1065 nucleotides. NCBI's taxonomy places the organism in Eukaryota, Metazoa, Nematoda, Chromadorea, Rhabditida, Thelaziidae. The record is from the annotation of a GenBank genome assembly.